ACGAUAAUGAAGGAACCAGUGAUUCUUCAGAGGAAGAAAUGCGUGCAACGGUAAAUACUGUGCGCAUAAUGAAGGUGGAUGAUAACUCAGAAGGUUUCUGGGCUAAACCCAAGUUGGAGGGACACUCUGUGAAAAUGCAGAUUGACACUGGAUCAAGAGCAUCAUUAGUGUCUCACAAGAUUUAUGUGAAGUUCAUGAAACACCUUCCAUUACGUCCCUCUGACACUGUUUUCAGGGCUUAUACAGGACAUAAGGUAAAAAUGAAAGGGAUGACAGAUGUUUUGGUUGAGUGUAACGGUCAAACUGUAAGACUCCCAGUUUAUGUCACAAAGGGAAAUUAUCCUGCUAUCCUGGGACGUGUGUGGCUAAAGAAAAUCCGUCUGGACUGGCAAGAGAUACGGAAGCUGUCGCAGGAGUCCUCCAAGCUGCAGGCCAUACUGGAAAAGAAUGAAGAGGUUUUUCGGGACGAGUUAGGCAGCAUGAAAGGUAUAACAGUGAAACUGCAUAUAAAAACUGACAGUAAACCUGUGUUCUUGAAGCCCAGACCUGUGCCAUAUGCUAUCAGACCUAAAGUGGAGGCUGAUUUGGACGCUUUGGUCAAAAAUGGGGUCCUGGAACCUGUAAAGACCAGUGAGUGGGCCACACCCAUUGUUCCGGUUCCUAAAAAGGAUGGUGGAAUACGGACUUGUGGAGACUUUAAAGUAACACUUAACCCUGUACUGACAGCAGAACAAUAUCCACUGCCCCUGAUUGAUGACUUGUUUGCUGGACUGAGUGGAGGACAGAAAUUCAGCAAAAUAGAUCUCAGUCAGGCUUACCUGCAGAUGCAUGUAGAAGAGGAAUCACGUGACUUGCUGACUAUUAACACACAUAAGGGGCUUUUCAGAUACUGUAGGCUGCCUUUCGGCAUCACAUCUGCCCCAGCAUUGUUUCAACGAGCAAUGGAUCAGGUUCUCAGCGGAUUGUCAGGUGUACAGUGCUAUCUAGAUGACAUUCUGUGCACUGGAGCAAAUGAUGAAGAGCAUCUAAGCAACUUGGAUGCGACCCUUCAAAGACUGAAGGAGUAUGGACUGAGGGUCCGAAGAGGAAAAUGUGAGUUUUUCCAAUCAUCAGUGGAAUAUUUGGGGCACGUGAUUGAUGAAAAGGGGUUGCACACUGCACCAUCAAAAACUGCAGCUAUUGUAGAUGCACCUCCACCCCAAAAUGUCAGUCAGCUGCGGUCCUUCUUAGGAUUGCUGAACUACUAUGGACGCUUCAUUCCCAACUUGGCAUCGUUGCUACAACCGCUACAUGAACUACUACGUCAUGAUAAAGAAUGGAAAUGGACAGCCAACUGUCAAGAAGCUUUUCAGAAAGCUAAAGAUGUAUUGACAACAUCAGAGGUGCUGACGCACUUCAAUCCAAAACUGCCACUCCAGCUCGCCUGUGAUGCUUCUCCAUAUGGAGUGGGUGCAGUUAUUUCCCAUGUACUGCCAAAUGGUGAGGACAAGCCAAUUGCUUUUGCAUCGAGGACAUUGAACAAGGCAGAAAGUAAUUAUGCCCAGCUCGAAAGAGAAGCGCUGAGCAUUGUUUUUGGAGUUCGAAAAUUCCAUCAGUAUUUGUAUGGACGAAAGUUCACACUCCUAACUGAUCACCGCCCACUCACUACCAUCCUUGGUCCACACACAGGGAUACCUUCUCUUGCUGCAUCCCGACUCCAGAGAUGGGCUUUACUGUUGUCGGCUCAUUCAUAUGACAUAAAGUAUCGCAAGUCAGACUUACACUGCAAUGCUGAUGGGUUAUCUAGAUUGCCACUUCCUGUCACAAAGCCAGAGUCACACACAGAGGACAUAUUCUACUUCAGACAAGUCGAGAAGUCACCUGUCUCAGCUGUGGAAGUCAAGAAAGAGACUCGAAAUGACCCAGAGUUGUCUGCAGUCAUGGACAUUGUGGUAAAAGGGCAAAACACUGAUAACCCAGAUCUGAAACCAUUCCUUAAGAGGAGGUUGGAGCUUUCUGUACGGUCUGGAUGUUUGCUGUGGGGGAGGAGAGUGAUUAUUCCACAAUCACUUCGCAAAAAGAUGUUGCAGCAACUUCAUGCAGGGCACAGUGGAAUCGUGCGAAUGAAGGAAAUUGCGAGGAGCUACUUAUGGUGGCCUAACAUGGACAAACAGAUCGAAGAGAUGGCCAACAGCUGUUCAUCUUGUCACAAGGUUAGAAACAAUCCACCACCAGCUUCUUUACAUCCGUGGGAGUAUCCACAGGAGCCAUGGAAACGUAUCCACAUUGACUUUGCAGGGCCAUUUGAAGACAAAAUGUUUCUUGUUGUUGUUGACGCUCACAGCAAGUGGCCUGAAGUAGCCAUCAUGAGAUCAACCACCACAGAAAAGACCAUAGAGAAACUUGGAGAAAUGUUCAGUCGCUUUGGAUCUCCUGCACAGUUAGUCUCUGAUAACGGACCACAACUUGUUUCACAGGAAAUGACGACAUUCCUACAAGCUAAUGGAGUACAGCACAUAAGAUCAGCUCCAUACCAUCCUGCAACAAAUGGAUUGGCAGAAAGGUUUGUCCAAACUCUAAAACAUGCAUUGAAAACAUCACGGGGUCAAGGAACUCUACAUCAGAGACUGCACCAAUUCCUGUUAACAUACCGCACCAGCCCUCAUGCAACCACAAAGACAUCUCCUGCUAGCCUGAUGCUAAAAAGAGAACUGCGCACAACCUUUGACCUCCUGAAACCUUCAACAGUAAAGGACACUGUUCAGGGUCAACAAGAGAAACAGGUAACACGCAGAGCACUGCAAGCCAAAAGCAGAGUUUUUGGCCCAGGAGAAUCUGUGCUGGUUAGGAAUUACUGCGGUGAACCUAAGUGGAUCCCAGCCACUAUUAUUGCGAAGACUGGACCAGUAUCCUAUACCGUCCAGACUGCUGAUAGUGUCUGGAGGAGGCAUGUUGAUCAGCUUCUCAAGACUGCACCAACGCCUGCAGAGUUGCCUCUCGGAGAGUUUCCAGAUGUCGCAGUCAACACACCAGACCAAGGACCAACACAAAUGCCGGACUUGACCGGAUUAGAGACAAAUGUUUCUGUUGCUGAUGCGACUGUGAUGGAGACUGAGACACCUUCUUUUUCACCACCGCCAACAGCAAGUUCACCAUUAAAGAACCAUGAACUUGUUUCUACAGAGCGCCGGUAUCCUGUAAGAGAGCGGCGUCCUCCUGCACGUUUGAGUUUUUAGUUCAGUGACUAACCCGGAAUAAGGGCAGAAUAAUCCCUUGGGUAUGGUCUAGGGAAGAGGUAGUCUACCCUCGACCCUAAGUUUGUGUUCAAGAAAGAAAACAAA
Notolabrus celidotus (New Zealand spotty) is the source of this 3320-nucleotide messenger RNA. RefSeq lists its product as uncharacterized. Lineage: Eukaryota; Metazoa; Chordata; Actinopteri; Labriformes; Labridae. The transcript has a single exon. Gene Ontology annotation, biological process: DNA integration. The coding region runs from base 39 to 3215 and encodes 1058 amino acids. Gene Ontology annotation, molecular function: nucleic acid binding. The record is from RefSeq and is a predicted model, not a curated record.